Molecule: messenger RNA, 2730 nt
Organism: Bactrocera dorsalis (oriental fruit fly)
Lineage: Eukaryota; Metazoa; Arthropoda; Insecta; Diptera; Tephritidae
Exons: 2
Coding region: 1-2730 (909 amino acids)
Source: RefSeq, a predicted model, not a curated record
AUGUUUGAAUAUACCCUAGCUGAUAAUUCAGAUAUACCGACGUGGUCAAAUUUCGACAGUUUUUUAACCCACAAAUACAAAACCCUCGAAUCUGUUGGAAACUUCAAAGCUUCAGUAGCAAAAUUACCCCCAUUCCACACCGGUGCAGUUAAAAGAACAGAUGAAAAGAAAUACAACACUUUUCAUGCAAACGUGGCUGAAACGCCAAUUGCUAGACCCUCUAAUACCCAAAGAAAGAAUAAUUUCAACUUUACUCAACAUAAUAUAGAUACAGAAAGCUGUAAGCUCUGUAAAAAGCAGCACCCUAUUCGAGAAUGUCCCAAAUUUCUCGCAAUGAAUGUGGAGCCACGUAUCUCCACAAUCAAAAAAUAUGGUUAUUGCUAUAACUGCUUGGCCAUAUCACACAGCUACAAGAACUGUGUGAGUAAAUUCUCGUGUCGUAAGUGUCACAAAAAACACAAUACUCUGAUACACAGAGAAUCCAGCUUUCGACCUGAAUCCACUCCGGAAAUACCAAACGUCACUAGUUCGAACCAUGAAAAUGCUUCAAGUACCGCACUACCCACCCAAAGCACAAAUACAAAUCGGCAAGCCUACACUACAACUAUACAGUCCACUAUAUCAUCAACCCAAGACCCACCCAACCCAAGUAGAAAGCAGAUAUUACUCGGUACUGCAAUGGUUCAAAUAGAACAUAAUGGCCAGCGAUAUUCCGCGAGAGCCCUUAUUGAUUCAGGAUUGGAAGUCACAUUUAUAUCUCGAAGACUUCAGAGAAGCUUGGAUAUACCCACCCACUCUGUAUCAGCCCAAGUGACCGGACUAAACAAUGCAGUUUCAGCAACACCAACGAGUAUUUGUGAAAUCACGCUUUGCUCACCCUUAAACACAAAUUAUAAGCUAUCAGCACAGGCAUUUAUACUAAAUAGCCUAACUGAUAAUUUACCCUCAUACCCCAUAGAUCCAAAGCAGUGUCUUAAAAAUCUUGGAUUCACUUUAGCCGACACCCAAUUUCACAAACCCAGACCCGUGGAUAUACUAAUCGGUAGUGAUAUCUAUCCAAGUAUUUUACUCAAUGGAGUAAAGAGAAACGUACUAGGUUCACUCUUAGCUCAAGAGACUGAAUUCGGAUGGAUAUUGUCCGGACCCAUAACCCAACCCUCCCAAAAUUCCACCAUAGUAUCAUUUCACAAUAAAGUGAAUCCCGAGAGUCUUCUCACACGUUUUUGGGAGGUGGAGGAAAUCCCAAAGGAAUCCGUAGUUUCCAAAUCGGACCAAAUUUGUGAGGAGAUUUUCCAAAAAACUACCCGUCGUAAUCCAGAUGGGCGCUAUAUAGUAACCCUACCCUUCAAAGAACCCGACAAUAUUGACAUCGGGCACUCUAGACAUAUAGCGUUGGCCCAAUUCCUCAGAAAUGAACGAGCUUUACUUAAAAAACCCGAAGUGAAAGCAGAAUACGACAAAGCAAUCAUGGAAUAUUUGGAACUCGGACAAAUGAAGAAAGUAGAAUACAACCCUUCUGGUAAAACGACCCAAUAUUACUUACCACACCACGUGGUCAUUAAACCCGACCGUAUAACCACGAAAUUGCGUGUGGUAUUUAACGCAUCUUGCCCCACGUCAAAUCACAAAAGCUUGAAUGACGUCUUACAUAUCGGGCCUACUUUACAGAAAGACCUUGUCAUUCUGAUCACAAAUUGGCGACUCUUCCAAUUCGUUUUUAAUGCGGAUAUUCAGAAAAUGUACCGGCAAAUACUCGUAGACCCUAAACACACUCGGUUCCAAAGGAUAUUAUUUAGGAAGUCCCCGGAAGACACAAUAGAAGACUUCGAAUUGCAAACAGUCACGUUCAGCAUAAAUUGUGCACCGUAUCUAGCAAUCCAGACCCUCAUGAAACUUGCCGAUGAUAUAGAAGAAACCCACCCAUUAGCAGCCAAAAUACUUCGCCAGGAAAUGUAUGUAGACGAUGUUUUAGCCGGAACACAUGACCUGACCACGGCAAAGUCAGCACGAGAUGAACUCAUUUCCGCUCUGAAGACCCCAGGAUUCGCUCUGCGAAAAUGGACCUCCAAUGACCCACACAUUCUGAAAGGACUUCCACAGGAUCAUCUUUUAGAGACAGAAACACUCAACCUUUCGGAACCCGAGAACACCAAAACCCUGGGCAUUCGAUGGAACUCCAAAAAGGAUUCAUUUUUCUUCCUCGUCAACCCAAUGGAGAAAAAACCCGCAUACACCAAACGAGAAGUUUUAUCAGCCAUUGCAAAAUUGUUUGACCCAGCCGGUUGGCUUGGUCCAAUAAUAAUCACGGCAAAAAUAAUUAUGCAACAAAUAUGGCUGGAUAAAACUGACUGGGAUGAAAGCCUGAAACCCCUCACCCUUCAUCGAUGGAACAGCUUCGUAAAGGAUUACGACAACAUCAACAAUAUUGAAAUACCCAGCAUACAAAUCAGCUCAAAUAAUGACACAAAGUUUUCUCUGGAAUGUAACGCAGUUAUCACCCACAAGCUACCCAAAAAACCGUAUGAGCGAGAUCUAAGCGACGAUGUGCAAAUGCGCUUUGAACACUUGGUUCUCGCUGACCCUCAAUUCCACAGCAACAGGGAGAUAACGUUGGAGAUUGGAGCAGAUGUGUACCCUCAAAUCAUCAGAAAUGGACUAUUCAAACCCGAUAAUGGUACGGUGGUAGCGCAGAAUACAGCAUUUGGCUGGACCCUUACUGGCACCAUCUAA